AGGGACAUACCACAUUGUGGGGAGUGGCGCCUCAUCAAGACAUAACCAGAAGGAAAAGAUACUCUUGCUUCCAGGAUUAUACCUAAAUCGGGAUACCUGAAAUUACCAACUUUUAUCUCAUUCAGGAAGUCAACCAACAAGAAACUGGAGCGCAGGGAUAAUACGUGGUUCAGGCUCCUGGUUUCGAAGCAAUCCACUCCCCACGCGGGCACUAUGAACGAAGAGGAGCAGUUUGUAAACAUUGACUUGAAUGAUGACAACAUUUGCAGUGUUUGUAAACUGGGAACAGACAAAGACACGCUGUCCUUCUGCCACAUUUGCUUUGAGCUAAAUCUCGAGGGGGUGCCCAAGUCUAAUCUUUUACACACCAAGUCGCUGAGAGGCCAUAAAGACUGCUUUGAAAAGUACCACUUAAUUGCAAACCAGGACUGCUCUCGCUCCAAGCUGUCCAAAAGUACAUACGAAGGAGUUAAAACCAUCCUGAGUAAGAAGAUAAACUGGAUUGUGCAGUAUGCCCAAAAUAAAAAUAUGGAUUUGGAUUCCGAGUGUUCCAAAACUUCCCAGCAUCACCUGUUCAAUUUCAGGCAUAAGCCAGAGACGAAAUUACUCCCACAGUUUGACUCUCAGGUGCCGAAGUACUCAGCAAAGGGGUUAGCCGGAAAUGCAGGCGGCAUCGCAAGCUAUACACAAAGAAUCCUGGAGCACGGGGAAGAGACGGACUUCAGGCUGGGCAUUUUGGAAGAUGCGGAUUCAUUGUGGACUCACAGUCGCAACCAGACACAGAAAACAGAAGAGACAAGCUCUGGUCCAGAGGGGAAUGUCCAGACCCAGAAUCCACAUUACAGCCGAGAAGAUCUGAAUUCGAUGACUCUCGCUGAAGUAGUGCAACUGAGUACAAAGCUCCAACAGCAAAUCCAGGAAGUGUUUGAAGAGUUAACCCACCAGGUGCAAGAAAAAGACUCUCUGGCGUCGGAACUCCACGUCCGUCACGUGGCCAUCGAACAGCUCCUCAAGAACUGCUCCAAGUUACCGUGCCUCCAAGUGGGGCGGACGGGACCGCGGUCACACCUGCCCAUGAACCACUGAACCGAACAGAGCGGCCGGGCUCCAUCCUCCGUGGCUCUGCUAAGCACAUGUACCUAGAAAACAUUGGAAGAAAGUUAGGGUCCAUUUUUACGGCUGUUGUACUUGCAAAACGUAAGAUAAUAUUCAUUAUCUUUAUCUAAUAAAGCAGAUCGCUCUAGUCCAGGGUUAAUCAUUUGACUUCGUUUGGGGACUUUCUCUUAGAAUUACUAAAUGCCCCUCCCUCACUUUGACCAUAUGACUACUUAAAUAUGCUAUUACAGUGUUUUUUUAUUGACCAGUUUUUAUUGUAACUCAGCUGUCAAAACAAUGGAAGCCUACUAAGGUCUUAAUGUUAGCCUAAAACUACUAGAGAGAAUUUUUAAGAGGGAAAUAGGAUUCGUAAUAUCACCUUAUUUAUGAGCAAUAUUUUAAUAUAAAUUUUUAUAUAUAAAAUUGCUAUUUUGGGUAUUUUUCAUUGUCUUUAUAAAUCUGUAUUUGAAUGGCCAUGUGUAUUUGCACUUUGUUGUGUGAAUAUGUUCACCUCUGUGGAGAUUGCUGCAUUUUGGCGAUACAGUGUUUUUAUAACUUAAUCUUUCUUUCCAAAGAUAAAUGUGUUUUGGAUACUAUUUGGAGAAGCAGCAGUCUGCCUAGUUGGGCUGUUUUAACUACUAGCAGCAUACGAAAGUGGAAUUAAUCGCUCUUUAAAGCAAACAUCCAAGUAAAUAAAGCACAUUAUUGUCGUCUAAUGAGAGCAAUGGUGAAUUAGCUUAGGAAGAAAACACCGUUUUGGUUUGUAUGUGUCCGCCUCCGUAAAACUAGAAGGAAGCCCCACCCUACUUCUUCAUUCUCAAGACUUUUGUGAUGUGUUAGUUUUGGACAAAGUAGGUCAGCUAUCUUCAAACUGUACUGGUCCUCCUUUGGGGGGAAAAAUAAAAUUAUUAUGUGUGCCACUUCA
Apodemus sylvaticus (European woodmouse) is the source of this 2020-nucleotide messenger RNA. It is a transcript of the gene C15H21orf91, whose product is annotated as chromosome 15 C21orf91 homolog. The record is from RefSeq and is a predicted model, not a curated record. The coding region runs from base 214 to 1086 and encodes 290 amino acids. The transcript has 5 exons. NCBI's taxonomy places the organism in Eukaryota, Metazoa, Chordata, Mammalia, Rodentia, Muridae.